AUGGAGCCGGCCUGGCUGUGGCUGCUGGGAGCGGGGAUCCUGGCCUCCGCCCAUGGAGACAAGCGUCCGGGGUUGCCUCAAGCCCCCGGGGGUCGGCUCCCAGAGCCAGCGCCCGCCUACCACCAAAUCACACCCACCAUCACCAGCUUUGCUUUGCGUGUGUACAAGCAGCUGGCAGCGGAAACCCCAGGAAACAUCCUCUUCUCCCCGGUGAGCAUCGCCAGCUCCCUGGCCCUGCUCUCUCUCGGGGCCCAGGCAGACACCUCGACCCAGAUCCUGCAGGGCAUGGGCUUUAACCUCACGGAGACCCCGCAGGCCAGCAUCCACCGCGGCUUCCAGAGCCUCAUCCACGCCCUUGACCUGCCCAGUCCCAAACUGGAGCUGAAAGUAGGCCACUCCCUGUUCCUGGACAAGCAGCUGAAGCCUCGGCAGCGCUUUUUGGACGACAUCAGGGAGCUGUAUGGAGCCUUCGCUUUCUCUGUUAACCUCACAGAUUCUGCCACAGCCUGGAGGCAGAUGAAUGACUACGUGAGGAAGCAAACGUAUGGGCAGGUGGCGGACUGCCUGCAGGAGUUCAGCGAGGACACGCCCAUGGUUCUCCUGAACUACAUCUUCUUCAAAGCCAAGUGGAAGCAUCCUUUCCAUCGCUACCAGACCCAGAAGCAGGAGAGCUUCUUCGUGAACGAGAGGCCCUCCCUCCGCGUCCCCAUGAUGCACCAGAAGGAAAUGCACAGGUUCCUGUACGACCAGGAGCGGGCCUGCACGGUGCUGCAGGUCGAGCACAGCGGCAACGCGCUGGCCCUGCUCAUCCUCCCGGACCCAGGGCGAAUGCAGCAGGUGGAGGCCGCUCUGCAGCCCGAGACCUUGCGGACAUGGAGCCAGCUGCUCCUGCCCAGCCUGCUGGACUUGCACUUGCCAAGGUUUGCCAUUUCUGGAACAUAUAACCUGGAAGAGAUACUUCCCCACAUCGGGCUCAGCAACGUUUUCAACUUAGGAGCCGACUUGCUGGGAGUCCCUGGGCGGCUGAAUGGAACCAUCUUCCGGGUGUCGCACAAGGCAGCCAUGGACAUGAGUGAGCGGGGAACCAAGGCCGGGGCUGCCUCCGGCCUCCUCUCCCAGCCCCGGCCUCUGAACGUGACGUGGGCCCCCCACGCCCGUUUCAACAGGCCUUUCCUGGUGCUUGUCUGGGAGGUGGCCACCCAGAGCUUACUCCUCCUGGGAAAGGUCGCCAACCCGGCUGCAGGCUGACGCGGGGGAGGCAGGAGGGUCCCGUCGCCCCUGCAAACCCGCAGGCCGAGGGGAGGACCGUUCAUCCGUGUGCAGAGACCCAAUAAAG
Eptesicus fuscus (big brown bat) is the source of this 1336-nucleotide messenger RNA. Its product is annotated as serpin A11. The record is from RefSeq and is a predicted model, not a curated record. Lineage: Eukaryota; Metazoa; Chordata; Mammalia; Chiroptera; Vespertilionidae. Gene Ontology annotation, molecular function: serine-type endopeptidase inhibitor activity. Gene Ontology annotation, biological process: negative regulation of endopeptidase activity. Bases 1 to 1248 code for a protein of 415 amino acids. The transcript is spliced from 4 exons.